Mytilus californianus (California mussel) is the source of this 3200-nucleotide messenger RNA. Its product is annotated as T-box transcription factor T homolog 1-like. Gene Ontology annotation, biological process: cell fate specification; mesoderm formation; regulation of transcription by RNA polymerase II. Gene Ontology annotation, cellular component: nucleus. NCBI's taxonomy places the organism in Eukaryota, Metazoa, Mollusca, Bivalvia, Mytilida, Mytilidae. The record is from RefSeq and is a predicted model, not a curated record. Gene Ontology annotation, molecular function: RNA polymerase II cis-regulatory region sequence-specific DNA binding; DNA-binding transcription factor activity, RNA polymerase II-specific. The transcript is spliced from 7 exons. Bases 52 to 1383 code for a protein of 443 amino acids.
UAACACGUUGAAUAGAAACGGACUUCGAUAAAAUUGACAAAUAUCUAUCCAAUGCUAGAUUCGAUGCCUAUGUGUGAAUUUAAAGUUGAGCCGAAACUCGAAAAUAAGAUUUUGGAUUUAGACAAUUCCGCUGAAAUGAAAUCGAACCAGGUUAACUUGACCCAUCUUUUAAAUGCCGUGGAUAGUGAAAUGACCGUCGGGAGUGAGAAAGGAGACCCAACUGAAAGACAGUUAAAUGUUAAACUUGAAGAGAAGGAUCUAUGGAGUAAAUUUAAAGAAUAUACAAACGAAAUGAUAGUGACAAAAAAUGGAAGGCGAAUGUUCCCUGUGUUCAAAGUUAGUAUUUCUGGAUUAGACCCUAAUGCCAUGUACACAGUCUUACUGGACUUUGCCCAAGUAGAUACUCACAGAUGGAAGUACAUCAAUGGGGACUGGGUAGCAGGGGGAAAGGCAGAACCCGCCGCGCCCAACUGUGUCUAUAUACAUCCUGAUUCCCCAAACUUUGGGGCCCAUUGGAUGAAGGAACCAGUUUCUUUCAGCAAAGUAAAACUGACAAACAAAUUGAAUGGAGGUGGACAGAUAAUGUUGAAUUCCUUACACAAGUACGAACCAAGACUUCACAUAGUUAAAGUUACAAACAAUCAGAAAAAGAAGAUCAGUAGCUUUAAUUUCCCGGAGACACAGUUUAUCGCCGUCACUGCCUACCAAAAUGAAGAGAUCACAGCACUCAAAAUUAAGCAUAACCCGUUUGCAAAAGCUUUCCUGGACGCUAAAGAAAGACCUGAUCAGAAAGAUUUUGUAGACGAUGUUAUAGACGGUCAACGAUCUCUGUCUCACUUAGCUGGAGCUUGGUAUUUACCACCAGGGGGACAUGGUUUGGUUCCACCUCCAGCCCACCAAUUCACUAAUGCCUUAAACUUGUCCAAUACCCACUGUGACAGACUGAGUCUGAGGAACACACGGACAUAUCAUCCUUACCAAAGACGAUCUCCACCUCAUGCCUUUUCUAGAGAUGUUAGUCCAAAUAUACCAAUGCUGAACAUGGACAGCUGGCCACAUAUGGCAACAUCUUCUCACAACGUCCUUUCCUCUAAUACCUCACCACAGUCACAAUACGGAAUGUGGAUGAGUGGUCACAUGAGUAACAUUUCAACAAAUCAGAGCUGUUCUGUACCAUAUCUGCGAUCGAACCCGUCGUAUCCAUCACUAGGAGUAGGACCAAGUGUUCCGAAUGUAACUGUAUCAUCUUGUAGUGUUCCGAACUCUAUUUCCUCUCAGUCACCUCUGUCCCCAUUUGAGUCUUGUGAACUGUCUUUUUCCUCACCCAUGAGAGACUCUUUACGGAACAAUGCCUGGAGUCCACUGACGCCGCCACCUAUGUAAAAUAUUGAACCAAUUUAAUAUGUGAUGCUAGUAUUACAAUAUUACGAGCAAAAUAUCAUGUUUCAUAUGUUUUAUGAAAUGUAUGAUUAAAUACGGGCAAUUAGAUGCCAAGUUUGUUAGACUAACGAAUGAGAGAGUAUUACGGUUAUAAAUGUUUUUAAGAAAUGCAUGAUUAUUGGCAAGUAUAGAUGCCAUUUUGGUUAGAGUUUUGAAUGAGAUAUUUGUGAAUGAUAUGAGUCGGGGUAUUGAAAAUGAAUGCGUGAGAUCUGCGAAAAUGAGAAAGGGUAAGUGAAUACGAGUUAAAGAAUGAUUUGUGUGUUUGGUUCAUAAAAGAUGUAACAAAAGAUGUAUUUAAGUAUUAACUGAAAAUCUGUUGUUUGGUACGCAUGUUUCUAUUACUAAUGGCCAUUGAGAGUUGUUGGUACUGUUCUACUAAGAUGUACACAGAAAGUUCACUUGUUUCACAAUUGUCUCAAAAUUCCUUUCAUUCUGUAUGCUCAUGCAAUAUCAAUGAUGCCAUUAAAAUAUAGGUUUUAUGAACAGCCAGGCUAAUUCCACAACUAAUGGUAGUACAAAUAGUCCAUUUAUUUCCAAAAGAACCAGAAGCGCUUUAUCCUAUUUUGUUUUAUAACUUCCAAAAUCCAACAAGAAUUUACUAGUGACAAGUUGCUUAAGUUUAAUUUAAGGAUAUCUAGAUACAGUGCAGUAUAAUAAUCUAUGGUUAGCAGUGAUUAAAAGGAAACAAAUUAAAUGUAUGAGUGAAUUUGACAAGAAUCGUUUGAACAGGUGUUGAAAGUAAAUAGAUCAGCGGAAUCUACAGGUAGAUGUUGGCAAAAACAGUAUACACAAAUCUUGGAUCCUUUCACAAGUUUUCAAUGAACACCUAUUUAUUAAUUUCUUGUACUCGUCAGAUACCCAGUAAAUCACUUGAUAACGGUCAAUACAGUCUUUAUUACUGCCCAUUGCUGGCAAUACCCUGUUAGAAAAGGUGAAACUUUUUAGAUAACCUAUAAUUUAUGUGAUUUCUGAAUUUAAAUUAUUUCACUAAAUCUGUAAUACAAAAUGAGAAGCAGAUCAAAGAUUACCAGGCUUAUGCCAAUUGACUUUUUUUCUAAAGACCUCCACACAUUUUAGUGGGAGUCUGUUCAGGUGACAGUAGAAUAUAGAGAGGUGAACAAGCUGCUUAAACACAUAAAUUUUGUUUCCACAUUUAUAUUUACUUUGACAAUAUUGAGAGAUCCCAUUUUUAUCUAGUAUCUAUAAGAACUAUAUAUCUAGGUCAAUGUAUGUGAUGCUUUUGUUAUCACACAGUCACAAAGUAUUCAAAUCGCUAUUUCCAUAUCAACAAAUAAUUUCAGAAUUGAUAGUAUCAAAAUAAUUAGAAAAUGUAAAAAGGGUACUUUAUAUUAAUAAUCAUAAAAUAUUGAGGUCUGUUAUCCAAAAACGAGCAUUAACAAUAUCCGAUAUCCAGAGGAAAAAAAUUAGCGUAAAGGAUCACCCCUCAGGUUGGACAUUUUUCUUCAAGUUAUAUCUGAAUAAUCCUCGAUGAACCGAAAGGACUAGGGAACACUAUUUAUUUGGCGUUAGAAGAAAAAUGCUAUCGUCCUGGUUACAUUUCAGAUGUAAGAGUGCUGUCUGUAUAUAUAAAAUGAUAAAUGUAUUAUAUUGUAUAAGGUUAUAUAAAUACUGAAUAUAUAGAGUGAAUAGUGAGAGAUAUAAGGUGCUAUUACUGUUAUUGUAUACAUGGGUAAUUAUCAUUUAAGUGAACAUGUCAAGUGUAUUUUUGAAACAGUUUACAAAAAGUCAAAAAGGCAAUA